Messenger RNA from Exophiala bonariae, 2952 nucleotides. RefSeq lists its product as uncharacterized. Gene Ontology annotation, cellular component: chromatin; nucleus. Lineage: Eukaryota; Fungi; Ascomycota; Eurotiomycetes; Chaetothyriales; Herpotrichiellaceae. The record is from RefSeq and is a predicted model, not a curated record. The coding region runs from base 1 to 2952 and encodes 983 amino acids. Gene Ontology annotation, biological process: regulation of DNA-templated transcription; chromatin remodeling. The transcript has 2 exons.
AUGGACGUUGAAAUGCAGCUAGAAGCCAACGGCCUUCCCUUACAAUUCAGCUCAACCACAGAUCAACAACCCCAAGAGCCUCAUGUCGCAGAAAAUUUAGCUGCCUCAAUCUCAAAUGCCGAGGCAACCGUCAAUUCACUCCCCACCAAACUGCCCGUCACCCAAGCUUCACCACAAGAUGAGCAACCACAGGCAGCGACUAAUGCAUCAACAGUCACUGUCCCCGCGCUGCCUCCCGAAGAUCCACUGCCUAACGUCAAUGGCACUGCCGCUUUGACUGCCCAACCAGCCGAGAUGCCUAUAUCUACGGUUCAAGACUCUCAACCUUCUUUCUCUUCCGACCAUCUUCCUGCUGUUCCAACCACGGCAGUCGCAUCAUCCGUCUCAGAAACCAACCUCACCGACUCCUUCGUGCCAUCCUCAAUUCCCACCGAGAUUCCAUCAUCCGCCACUCCAAUCGAGACAAGCCAAUCAGUCAUGGACGUCUCUCAACCGGCUGCCGCCGUUGUAGAGCCGCCGGUUUCCGAUCUACGCACUGAACCGCAUUCAGAUGCUCUGUCGACCGAAGCUGUUGCUGCCAUUGAAUCCCGCAAGCAUGAGCUAGACAAUUCAGUUGAUGCCUCAGGCGCUCCUGCCCAACCGGUCACUCUGGAAAAAGCGUCCUCAACAGAAGCCGCGCAACCACCAACAGAGCCCGCGAACGAGCAACCCACUCUGACAGAUAUCGGUCUACCAUCUCCCACCCAAUCUCCGCCUCCCGCUCCUCAGCCAUCUCAUGCAGAAUUACCCGCUGUGAAGCCUGUUGAACCCACUGUGGUUGAGUCUACAAUAAUACCGACAUCCGAGCCCAUCGAAGUUGCACCGGUUGCUCCUUCUGUGCCUGAGCCUGCUGCCGUGACACAGCCUGAGACUGCUCCUGUUACCUUGCCAGCUACUCUCCCAAUCGAAGAGCCUGCAGCACCGGCACCCACCCCUGUACCCUCCAGACAGAUUGAACUGGAAGACCAGAUCAUGAUUGAUGCAGCGCCUGAACCAGUGAAGCAAGUUCGAGAGAGAGAGGAUGAUGACGAGGAGCACGAGCGUGCUACCAAGCGUGUCAAGACCGAUGAUGAGCCUACUUCAAAGACUGACGAGCCUGCUUUCAAGGUGCCAGAAGUCCCAUCUACUACUUCUCAGUCACCACCCCUGGCCAAUGGAAGUGGAAGUCCCACCCGUGAGGCUGCUGACGCUGAUGAUACUGUCACCCCAGCACGCCUUGCGCAUAUGAGAAAAGUCAUUUCCAACUUGAAGAAAAGCAAUGCAUCAACCGCUUUCCGACAACCUGUCGAUUAUAUGGCGCUGAAGAUUCCAAACUAUCCUGAUAUUAUCAAGAAUCCUAUGGAUCUGUCGACCAUCGAUCAUCGUCUGAAGCAGAACACUUAUUCCUCGGUUGCUGCCUUUAUUACUGAUUUCGAACAAAUCGUCAACAACUGUGUCCUCUUCAAUGGUCCAGAUCACGGUGUUACUCAACAAGCCAGAAAGAUGCAAUCGUCUUUCCGAAGUCAAAUGAAAAAUCUCCCCAAAGCCACGGUGGAGGAGCCAAGUAAGGAAACCAAGAAAGCAGCCAAGAAACAAGAACCUACCAGACAAGCACCACCCCGUCGACCAUUUGUCUCAACUGCACACCCAGGCGUAACAACGGCACCAUCUCCAAAGACUGCAGCACCUCCAACCCCAUCAUUUGCUCCUGGUCCUGAUGGCGUUCCUCUGAUCCGCCGAGACUCGAGCUUGUUAAUUGAUGGGCGUCCCAAGCGAGCAAUUGUCCCGACCAAGCGCAAUCAAGAUCUUGGUGCUGGCCGACCAAAGAAGAAAAAGUAUGAAAUGCAGCUCAAGUUCUGUGAUGAUGUGUUGAAGGAAAUCUCAAGCAGCAAGUACUGGCAAAUGAAUCAGUAUUUCCUCUACCCGGUGGAUCCUGUGGCUUUGAAUAUCCCUACAUAUUUCCAGAUGAUCAAGAAGCCAAUGGAUCUAGGAACUGUAAAGACCAAUCUGGCAAACAAUGUCUACGAAAAGGCAAAGGAUUUCGAAGAAGAUGUGCGCCUGGUUUUCAAGAAUUGCUUCAAAUUCAACCCGGAGGGAGAUCUCGUCAAUGCCUCUGGUCACCAAUUGGAGGAGCUUUUCAACAAGAAAUGGGCCACCAAGGAAGAAUGGCUUCGGGAGCGUGAGCCGCAAUCGGAACCCCACAGUGAUGAGAACGAAGAUGACGAAGACGAGGAAGACAGUGAGGACGAAGCAGAUGCUGAAAGUGAGGAUGAACGCAAUGACAAGAUCAAAUUACUGCAGCAGCAGAUUGAGGCCAUGUCACGACAAAUGGGUGAGUUGACGCAGAAGAAGCCCAAGAAAUCCAAAUCUCCACAGGCCAAGAAGAACAAGACCAAGAGUGGGAAGAAGGACAAGAAACCAGUGGCGGCCCCCAGCACUGGAAAAGACAAGAAGGACAAGAAGAAGGCUCCCAAAAAGGACCAGAAGGAUCGUUAUGUCACCUUCGCCGAAAAGCAAUACAUCUCCAAUGGAAUCGCCAUGCUACCCGAGAAGCAAAUGCAAGAAGCAUUGAAAAUCAUCCAGAACAGUGUUCCAUCAUUGGCCAACAGUGAUCAGAACGAGAUUGAACUUGACAUUGAGGAAGUGCCCAACCAUGCCCUUCUGAAAUUGCUCAAUUUUGUCAAGAAAUACGCCGGACCACCCCCCGAUGAGCCCAAAGUUGAGCGAACCGAGGUUUACAAUGCACCAGCAGUCACCAAACCAAAGAAGUCCAAGCCCAUGAACAAGUAUGAACGAGAUGCACAAAUCGAGGAGUUGAAGGGCAAGUUAGGAGCAUACAAUGGAGGAACCAUGUCUCCCAAUGCCAUGCAGUCCAUUGAGGACGGAGAUAGCAGUGAUGAUGAUGGCGACUCGGAGGAGAGCGAAGAAGAAUAG